AUGGAUGUAAACACAAGCGAUUUGCUUGAUCCAGAUGAUUCGCUUUCACCGUUAAAUGAUUCACUUGCUACAAGCGAUCUUUUCAAGUUUAAUGAGGAAAACACAUCUUAUACUGUCGAAUAUGUUGAUGCAUCAAGCAGUUGCCGCACAUCAGACUUAAAUGACGAAAUCGGAUCCAGCCCUUUUUCAUCCAGCCCUUUCAGCAUCGUAAAAACGUCUACACCGAAAGGAUGUCAGAGUUUUCAGGCAUUAACAUGGACAACAUCGGAGGGACAGGAAGACAACUCUCAUUCUGAUGAUGACUUGGGAUGUUGGCCAAUGGAAUGCACGAGUAGUGAAGACGAGCAGGAGGAUGGUUAGUUAUUUUCUAUAUAUAUAUAGACAUAUUAUCGGACUAUAUUUUCUAUUGAGUCACUGAUGCAUGUAACACUGAAUUUGACUGAAACGUAUACCUGACCUAGAUUCGACCAUAUAAAAUUAAUCCUGCGUAAAUUUGCUUUGUGUCCUUGGGGGUUCAGAGUCUGUCAAGACUACAGUCUUGAAAUUGCGCUUUUUAAUAGCGGAUCCAGCAAGUCGCGAAGUGCGAGACUCUCUUAUUUGAUACAAGACAAUGAAUUUAACCGGCUCUUUUAAGUUGCGUUGGAGUUUUUUUUAUUAACUUUUCACUGAAAAUUCACAGCCAAUCACAUCAACUGGUUGUUUUGCUACCUAUAUAUUAUCCUCAGCACACUUGCAAAUAGUUUGGUGACAGGUUUCACAAUGAUUUUGAAAUAAAGUUUAAAUAUUACAGCUCGAAUCUUGGAUGUCAAUAUUCAGUGUUCGGAUCAUCUUAUAUUUCAUGCCGGAAAAAAUUCACCAGAAAACUUAGACUUUAAACCAGGCAAGUCACGUGUAAGCGUAUUUGUCUAACAGGAAACAAUCGACCAUUAGUUUCAUCAAUAAACUGUGGUUUCAUCAUCUGACUUUACCGUUCAUUACUCUGCUCAGCGCAAGAAUCAUGAAGCGCCCUCCUGCUAUAAACAUUGUUUGGAAAGCGCUUUUCUUGGCGUGCACAGCUAGCGGAGACAAAGUGUUUCAGAUUUUGCUCAAAAUGCCUAAUUUAUGUAUACAGUAUCCAUAGCCAUUAUUGGGUAUUAAUGCAUGUAGACCACACAAUUAUUUACUGUAACUUCACUGAAGUCAAUUUCUGUCUUUAAUAAUUUAGAUAAUUCACAAGUUAUGCCUCUGCCUUUGGAUAACGGUUCAAGUGCAAUGAUGGAUAGACUACAGCAAACACCUCUAGAAGGUACAAUAUUCUUUUUGAAUUUACCAGGAAAGGAUAAGAAUGCCAUAACUAAUAUCGAAAGAAUUGUCUGUAGAAAGGGCGCGUUAAUAAGCGACUUUCUUCAUAAAAAGGUUACACAUAUUAUUAUAGAGUCAGUAGACAGAAACAAACCAGAGAAAACUACAGGAAUAAGAAAGUUUUAUUCGCCCUCCAUUCGUUCAAAAUUGAUAUUGCAAAAUAGUUUGAAACAGGCAGGAGAAAUGCGAAACAGUCUGAACUGCUUAGAACAGGCGAAAAAAUUUGGAAUUAAAAUCGUUUAUCUGUCAGAACUUUUAAAUCCUAAUUUUGAUUGGUGCAAGGAUGUUAAUAUGAAAACCAAAUAUGUACGAACAUGGAUUGACGCACUUCAAUGA
Paramuricea clavata is the source of this 1677-nucleotide messenger RNA. Lineage: Eukaryota; Metazoa; Cnidaria; Anthozoa; Malacalcyonacea; Plexauridae. The record is from the annotation of a GenBank genome assembly.